Messenger RNA from Pistacia vera, 1393 nucleotides. RefSeq names its product cyclin-dependent protein kinase inhibitor SMR13. The transcript has a single exon. NCBI's taxonomy places the organism in Eukaryota, Viridiplantae, Streptophyta, Magnoliopsida, Sapindales, Anacardiaceae. The record is from RefSeq and is a predicted model, not a curated record. Gene Ontology annotation, biological process: regulation of DNA endoreduplication. The coding region runs from base 558 to 986 and encodes 142 amino acids.
AGCCCCCCUGCCCUAAUUAUUCUUUUAACUCAAAAUAUAAACCCCCCUUACAUCUAUCUCUAUCCCCUCCAAUCCAACCCUCUCCCUCUCUCCUUCCCUCCCGGCUCCUUUUUAGGGUUUUAUUCGUGCAUUAGAUCAUGUUAAGAUUUUCUUUUUUUUAAUUCUAGUUUGAGUUGAGUUUGUUUGUGGGUUUGGUUAGUAUUUUUAGGUGGAGUUGUUCAUGCUCUUCUUCUUCUUCAUAAUCUCUCAUAUGGGUUUGUGUGAAAACCUGUGGGUUGGUGAUCAAGUUUGAGGUCGGUUAAAUUUACUGAGUCUUUUGGGGAGUAAUUGUGAGCUUGAAAAGGUUUUGCUUCUAAAGAGUCUUGGUGUAGCCAAAGCUUUUUUCCAUCAUCUUUUCAGUCAAAUUUAGUAGCUUUAAAGUUUUUUCUUCUUUUAUAUUUUUUCUUAGUUUUUUGUGUCUUCAGUUUGUUCUUGGUCAGUUUUUAGUACUGUAAUUCUUGUACUUCAACUGAGGAAGAAGAAGAAGAAGAAGUUUUUUUUUUCUCAGUUCUCUGAAAAUGGCUCCAUGUGAAAGGACAAGAGCAAGAACAAGAUCAUCAUCAGCAGCAGCAGCAGCACCAAAGGCAAGAAGAACCACUCAAAAUAAGAAGAAGAAGCAGAAGGAGGAGAAGAAGAAGAAGGAAGUUCAAAAAGCUUCAUCAUCAUCUACCAUUACAACUUCAUCAGAUGAUUUUUCAAAGAACAAUAAUAAUAAUACUAAUAUUAGUGAUCAUCAUCACCUUGAUUCUUCAAGUUCACCAAGUGGGUGUUCAACACCAAAAGCUGAGAGAUACAGAAUACCAGAGAUUAUGACAUGCCCACCAGCUCCAAAGAAGCAAAGAGUUGUCUCAAAUUGCUCAUCACUGCAGAGAACUCCCAUUGCCUUCUUCGCCCCUCCCGAUUUAGAGCUCUUCUUCUUCUUUGCUCUUCGUGACAUCUCAGUCUGAUAAAUUAUAUGCCUGAAUAUGACAUGAUAUCAAUAUAUUUUCUUCAAUUUCAUAGUUGAAGUAUAGUGUGGAACUUGAGAUUAUAUUUUUGAGGUAGGUUUCUUUCUCCUUUUCUUUUAAUUAAUAAUUAGGGUAUAUUAAUUAUCAUCACUAUUUUUAGGGGGGUUUUUUUUAUAGUUUUUUUAUGGAUGUAUUGAUAACUUUGGAGAGUUUGAAGAGUCCAAAAUUAGUGUAAUUUUUUUUUUUUUUUUCUUAUUACCAGGGUAUUCUGGUUAGUUUGCGUACACCUCAACUAAUUACUCGAGGCUUGGAACUGCCGGCUAAAUUAGUGUAAUUUGAUUAAGGGUGGAUUUUGAGGUUUGUUUGAGUGUGAUUUUAAUUUUAUUUUGAAGAAGUUUGUAAGUCAA